Molecule: messenger RNA, 411 nt
Organism: Gloeophyllum trabeum ATCC 11539
Lineage: Eukaryota; Fungi; Basidiomycota; Agaricomycetes; Gloeophyllales; Gloeophyllaceae
Exons: 1
Coding region: 1-411 (136 amino acids)
Source: RefSeq, a predicted model, not a curated record
AUGGCCAAGUCUGAAAUCCCGGUGCCGCUCGCACUACUGGAUGUCCCCAACAUGACGGCGAACAAGUUGAAGAGACUUGCUGUGUCAGCCUCAGGGACACUCAAUUUUUGGAGUGCCCUCAGAUCCACAAUUGCAUCGGUUACAACCGUAGACGGCAACGUCGACGACGGUUCCAAUGCCGAACGCAUGGUCCUCCUGCCAGGAGGUGCUUUCGUCCUGAUGAUUGGCAAUGACGGAUCGCCUACACUGUUCAGAGUAGAUUCGGCGGCCCCACCGCGCGGUGGUGAUUCACCUUUCGGACGCGGUCCGUCAGACGGCCGUCCUCGUCAAGAGCCCAGACCAAUCAAACACCACGUCUUCCAUGCACCUGAUGGCCGACUUCAGAUUCUGGUCGGUCGCGAUUAUGAGUAA